GCCAUCUCUGGCUCCACUGUACAGUAAGCAGUAUAAGAUUGCUGAAUGACAAAUGAACACCACCACCAAUGAAUAUUAAAACUGCUAAUUACAAUUUGUAGAGUUUGGUUUCAGGGAGUCAUGUGACCAGCGUCCCCGUUUUCGUGCACGUGUUAGGUCUGGUUUCAGUGGUCUCCAGGGUGAUGCAUCUGAGGUCAUCGGUGAUUUAUGGAUGGGUGACUGGUGAUACCUGAGAGGAAACGUGCCAUUGUUUGACAUGUAAUGAAUCCAGUGGAGAGACAUGAAAAGGAGACUGACGCUUGGACAACAGACCAGUCUACACCAGCCGCUGAGGAGGAGCUGCCGCUGAGAAGUCACAGUCUGAGUUUGCAGUUCAUCAACCAGAAAUCUUUGGAAAUGUCUUCACAACUGGAAGAAGCCAUGGAGACACUUAUCUCUGUAUUCCACACAUACUCAGCUCGGGAAGGUGACAAGCACAAGUUGAGUCGAAGAGAGUUGAAGGAUCUUCUACAGAAUGAACUCGGGGAUUAUCUGGAGACCCAGAAAGAUGCUGGCGCAGUGGACAAGAUCAUGAAAGAAUUAGAUGAGAACGGAGAUGGAGAAGUCGACUUCCAAGAGUUCGUCAUCUUGGUGGCAUCUUUGACUGUAGCAUGUAAUACCUUCUUCUGUGAGAGCAGCUGAGCUCCCUGGAGUCCACCAGAUAUAGUGUUGUCAGUCUCACCUACAAACUCUUGUCAGUGAUUAAACUUGAGGAUUAAGUUCCA
Bufo gargarizans (Asiatic toad) is the source of this 764-nucleotide messenger RNA. RefSeq names its product S100 calcium binding protein A1 (gene S100A1). The record is from RefSeq and is a predicted model, not a curated record. Gene Ontology annotation, cellular component: sarcoplasmic reticulum. The coding region runs from base 262 to 681 and encodes 139 amino acids. NCBI's taxonomy places the organism in Eukaryota, Metazoa, Chordata, Amphibia, Anura, Bufonidae. The transcript is spliced from 3 exons. Gene Ontology annotation, molecular function: calcium ion binding; S100 protein binding.